Messenger RNA from Penicillium antarcticum, 390 nucleotides. Its product is annotated as LYR motif-containing protein. The record is from RefSeq and is a predicted model, not a curated record. Gene Ontology annotation, biological process: mitochondrial proton-transporting ATP synthase complex assembly. Lineage: Eukaryota; Fungi; Ascomycota; Eurotiomycetes; Eurotiales; Aspergillaceae. The coding region runs from base 1 to 390 and encodes 129 amino acids. The transcript has a single exon. Gene Ontology annotation, cellular component: mitochondrial matrix.
AUGCCCCAACAUAUCCAAAUAAGAGCAACCUACCGCGCCCUCCUCCGCGAACUCCCAAAAAGAACCCUAAACACCCCCAGCCCAAUCCACCAAUCUCUGCGCAAAAUCUUCCGCUCAGAGCCGAAUGCUACCACAACCACCACAUCUACAUCCACAUCAUCCAGCGUGCUCCCCUUUUCGACACCCAAAACACCCGAAGAAAUCACCCUCCGCGUGCAAGAAGCCGAACAACUGGCUCAGUAUGCCCGCGCUCAGCGCUCAUACUGUGAAUUGCUUGAGCGGUAUAACCCCGGCAUGAGCAUGGAUGAGGAGGAGAAGAUUCGUCUUACAGCUCGUCGGGUUGGCUUUGAUUUGCCUCAGUUGCAUACUGCUGAGGAGAAGACCGAGUAA